AUGAAAUAAUCAGAGGAAUUUUCUUAUGUCUGAAAGCAAUCGCUGAGCCUGAGGUCACAAAUCAUGUGGACUGACAAUAUCCGAGCUGAUGGCUAACGUCGCUACAACUAUCUUAUCACCAACAUUGCCAUCUAUUGCUGUAAACCUAGUUUGACAAAAGCAGAAAUGGCGACUACUCCACACUCACCUUUUUCAGCUCGUCUAGAGACAAGGACAACUCACUUGCAGGAGCAGCUAUCCUUGGGAACCGAAAACAACGAUAAUGAUACGACAGAUCGAGAAACCAGCGACCUUGCUUGCAGCAGCAGUGAGGGGCCUGACUCCGAUGAACAGCAUCUUGUUUGUCCGUGUGGAAACCCAGGGCAUGUGGACUUGGAGAAAUGGGACGAGCUAGGUCGCAACAACAGCCGCUACCAUUCGGAGAGUCUAACUAACGAUACACUGGACAUGGAAGCGAUUUCUCAAGGAAUCAACGAGUGGAAGACUCGUACCCAAAUCAGAGGUGGAUUUUGCCAUAAUUGUCAAAGAUUCCUAGAGAUUUUACCAGAUAUUUUGUCCAAGGAUCAGAGCAAUAAAAAGAAAGGUGGAGAUGAAGAUGAAGAUGAAGAUGACUUUCUAGUGCGCCCGCACUUUCAAUGUACAGCCGAGUUCCAAGCUUCUUAUAAACAAGGCUGCCGCCUGUGUAUACUGUUGGAGCAAUGCCAUCAAGAAUGUUCGAGGAGAAUGAAGACUAUGACUAUCGAAUCUUUUUAUAAGAUCGAAACUCGAAGAAAGUGUCUUGGAAAACCCACGACCAUCUACAUGAUAGUGGAAAUUAAUCACGGCCGUACUCCCAGAUUGAAGUUGAACCUACCCGGGGAGCCCCAUAACUGGGGUUUCAAUAUUUUGGGAUCUUUAUCCGUAAUUUCUGUUGAUGUUCCUGGUAAGUCGCCCUAUUUAGUAUCUUUUCUACAAUAUAUCUUAAAAUUGAUGCAUUUCUUAGACCCGUUUUUGUUAGAACCAACUACACUAGCUGGGCCAGAAGGGCUAGAGCUAUCGCAAUUUGAGGUUGCCCGUCGAUGGAUUACUACUUGCUUUGAGUCUCAUUCUUGUUGUACCAAGAAGUCUGAUUGCCAUUUACCUACAAGACUUCUUGCGAUAAAAGAUGAUUCCGCCAGACUAGUUCUUACCGCAAACCUAGAAACAAAACCAAUAUACGCAACUCUAAGCCACUGUUGGGGAAGUCUUGAGUUCUUGAAACUUACUACAGAGUCACUCGAUUCCAUGGUAAAGAUGAUACCAACAGAGAAGCUCACUAAAACCUUCCGGGAAGCCAUUUCAUUUGUACAGUCGAUAGGGAUUGACUAUAUAUGGAUUGAUUCACUUUGUAUCAUCCAAGACUCCGAAGCGGACUGGGAGAUCGAGUCAGCUUCUAUGGCAUCAGUAUAUCGUGGAUCAGCUAUCACUAUUGCCGCUACAGGGGCCUCCAACGGCACGAUAGGGUGCUUCCUCAAGCCCCAAGAAUAUAUUGGACAUAUUCGAGUAGAACACCCCUUUAACGACUGUAGCAACGGGUGGAAUAUUGCGCAACCUUGUGGGCUGAUCGAAGAAUUGCCAUUAGGACGCAGAGCAUGGACUCUACAAGAGAGGUUACUGUCGCCACGAGUUCUUCACUUUGCACCAAACGAAAUAAUAUGGGAGUGUAGGUAUGGGGAUGCGAGGGAGUACUCACCAAGGAUAGCCAAGCGGAAAUUCGCUGGGAUUUAUUCUCGCUGGGGUGAAAUAGUAAACAAAUAUACCGGAGCACAACUUACUUAUAGCAAAGAUAAGUUGGUUGCUAUAGCAGGAAUUGCUUUCGCCGCCAAUGAGGAGACAGGCGAUGAAUAUCUAGCUGGCUUGUGGAGGACCAACCUCGAAGAGCAAUUAUUAUGGAUUGUAGCAGGAGAAAAUCAGAAGGGCCGACCAGCUUCAUGGGAGCCUUAUCGAGCGCCCAGCUGGUCGUGGGCUUCUAUCGAUGGGCAAAUUUACUAUGGAAGCUCUAGGAUUUACACCGGUCAUACUUGUGCCCAUGUUCUGUCCUCCUCCUUGACAUAUGCCGGAGCCGAUCCUUAUGUACAAGUUACCAAAGGAACCAUGGAACUUUGUUGUAAAGCUAUGCUUCCGGGGAUAUUACAGAAACGGCAUGAUAGUUGGCUCGAGCGCUGGCAAUUUGUCACUUCAGGUGGUGGUACAUUACUAGGCAUUCUUGGAGCCCACCCAGAUUCCCGUGCAGAUGAUGACCGCAAUGUCUUUAUACUGCCUAUUUUUGAUACUGGGUCGGCUGAUCCAGAUCAGGAGCUUGAUGGGAGAUGUUUCAGGGGGUUGAUUCUGGGACCUAGCGAGACGAAGAAGGGUGAAUUCCACAGAGUAGGGAUAUGGUUGUUAGAGGAUCGUCGUGGCAGGGUCAAAGCUAACGGAAUAUGGAAAAGAAAUGGACUACGGACUUUAUAUGACGCUUGUUUGGAGAAUUUCGUUGACUUACUACAAGGAGUUGGCGUUCAGACUGCCAAGUCAGAGUGUGCUAGGAUCCUAGAUACACCAAAAUACGCGGAGGAGCGAUACACUAUUACUAUUGUUUAGUAGAUUAUCUAGUAGAUCAGAACGGUUACUUGCUGAAAGUACACACAGCCGCCUUAUACCAUUGCCCUUUCCUGUAAAACCCCAGGAUCCACCUUGCUUAUUGGCUCCAGCUCUCCUCUUGCCCGAAGGGCGCGUCUCGUGAUCG
Sclerotinia trifoliorum is the source of this 2743-nucleotide messenger RNA. NCBI's taxonomy places the organism in Eukaryota, Fungi, Ascomycota, Leotiomycetes, Helotiales, Sclerotiniaceae. The record is from the annotation of a GenBank genome assembly.